CUGGUGAACAGCAGCACAGCGUGUGCAGGGAGGGUAGAGGUCCAGGUGCUGGGGACCUGGGGGACCCUCUGUGCCUCCCACUGGGAUCUCUCGGAUGCCCACGUUCUCUGUCGUCAACUCAACUGCGGGUUUGCUGAGUCCGUUCCUGGAGGAGAGCAUUUUGGGAGAGGGACUGGCCCUGUCUGGAGAGACUCAUUCCACUGUGAUGGGACAGAAGCCCAUCUGGGACAGUGCCCAGUGAUCACCCUGGGGGCCUCACCAUGCUCCCACGGGAACAACGCUGCUGUCGUUUGCGCAGGCUCAGCUGGCUUUGCAUCCCUGCGGCUGGUGGGUGGAGGGAGCCGGUGCGAUGGACGAGUGGAGAUCUUCCAGAACGGGACAUGGGGCAGAGUCCUGGAUGACCAGUGGGACAUGCAGGAGGCCAGCGUGGUGUGCCGGCAGCUGCGGUGCGGAGAGGCAGGGACAGCCUACAACCCCCCAAAGCCUGAGCGAGGGACCGGCCCUGUGGGGCUGCGAGGCGUCCGGUGCGCAGGGCACGAGGCCAGCCUGGCCCUCUGCAACACCUCCCUGCCCGAGAGUGCACCGGCGGCAGGGGUUGCGGAGGACGUGGGAGUCAUCUGCUGGGGUGAGCGGCGCUGCACGGGCCCCCCAGGGAGCCGGAGGGUCCGGCUGGUGAACGGGUCCGGGCACUGUGCUGGGAGAGUGGAGAUCUACUACCAGGGCAUCUGGGGGACUGUCUGUGACGAUGGCUGGGACCUGUCUGAUGCCGCCGUCGUUUGCCACCAGCUGGGCUGUGGAGGGGCAGUGGAGGCAGCCGGCUCCGCUCAGUUCGGGGAAGGCUCCGGGCAGAUCUGGCUGGAUGGCAUGAACUGCUCUGGGGCCGAAGCUGCUCUCUGGGACUGCCCUGCCAGGCCCUGGGGGCAGCACGACUGCGGGCACAAAGAGGAUGCGGGAGUCAUCUGCUCAGAGUUCGUGGCCCUGAGGCUGGAGAACAGUGAUGGCUGCUCCGGGCACCUGCAGGUUUUCUACAACGGGACGUGGGGCAGCAUUUGCUCCAACUUGAUGACUCUCGACACGGUGUCGCUGGCAUGCAAGGAGCUGGGCUGCGGGGAUGGAGGAUCCCUGGAAAGAAGCCUGCCUUAUGGCAAUGUGUCUGGUCCUACAUGGCUGGAUAACAUGCAGUGUGGGGAGAAAACCAGCUCCUUCUGGCAGUGUCCCUCUGCUCCCUGGAACCCACAGUCAUGUGAAGACCCACGAGAGGAGAUCCACAUCACCUGCAAUGACAGGGAGAAGAUUCGUGCCAUGGGAGGUGAGGACGGGUGCUCGGGCAGAGUGGAGGUCUGGCACCGUGGCUCUUGGGGGACGGUGUGCGACGACUCCUGGGACAUGCGGGAUGCUGAGGUGGCGUGCAGGCAGCUGGGCUGCGGCCCCGCGGUGUCUGCCCUGCAUGAGGCUGCAUUUGGGAUGGGGACGGGCCCCAUCUGGCUGGAGCAGGUGGAGUGCCGGGGGACAGAGCUGUCUCUGCAGGACUGCUGGGCCCGGCCUGGGGAUGGUGGUGCUUGCCGGCAUAAGGAAGAUGCUGCGGUGAACUGCUCAGGUGACAAUAAAACAAAUCAAGUGAGGCUGGUGAAUGGCAGCAGGCGCUGUGCUGGAAGAGUGGAGGUGAAACACAAUAGCCAGUGGGGGACGGUGUGUGGUGACUACUGGAGCAUGAACGAUGCGGCAGUGGUUUGUAAGCAGCUGGGCUGUGGGUCUGCUGUUGGAGCUCCUCAGUAUGGACACUUUGGGCCAGGAUCUGGCCCCAUUUGGAUGGAUGAUGUUGGCUGUAAUGGCACUGAGUCUGCCCUGUCUGACUGCAAACAUAGACGAUGGGGUGAAAAUGACUGUGAUCACACUUACGAUGCUGGAGUGAUGUGUUCAGAUGAGUCCUCCAUCCCUUCCCUGGGGUGUCCAUUGGGCUUCAUCAAUCUCCACCCAUUCUGCCAGUUUGCAGCCAACAAUGCUGAGGGUGCCUGUGCUGGAAACACCCGGGGGCACUUGCUCGGCACGCCACGCUUUGGAGGAAUGGCAUGA
Molecule: messenger RNA, 2073 nt
Organism: Harpia harpyja (harpy eagle)
Lineage: Eukaryota; Metazoa; Chordata; Aves; Accipitriformes; Accipitridae
Product: scavenger receptor cysteine-rich type 1 protein M130-like
Exons: 8
Cellular component (GO): membrane
Source: RefSeq, a predicted model, not a curated record